Molecule: messenger RNA, 1587 nt
Organism: Musa acuminata AAA Group (dessert banana)
Lineage: Eukaryota; Viridiplantae; Streptophyta; Magnoliopsida; Zingiberales; Musaceae
Product: PTI1-like tyrosine-protein kinase 3
Exons: 9
Coding region: 269-1375 (368 amino acids)
Biological process (GO): protein phosphorylation
Molecular function (GO): protein tyrosine kinase activity; ATP binding
Source: RefSeq, a predicted model, not a curated record
AAAGGCUCUGCAUGCGAAGAGGAGGAGCUCCGCUGGCGUGGCAAGCGGCUAGCAGGCGGUGACUCUCUUCUUCCUCCUUUUCCUCUCAUCACCCUCUUCCUCGCCAUUCUCGUCUCUCUCUCUUCCUUGCUUCCAUUCGAAUCCUAACCCUAACCCUAUCCCCAACCUUGGGGGUGGGUGGCUGGCCGGCUGGAGCCGAGGAGGGUUCCCUUCUCUUAUUUCAAUCAGAAGAUAUAUACAACACAUAAAGAAGACAAAGAAGAGUAAGAUGCGGCGCUGGCUUUGCUGUGCUCGUCAUUUGGGCGGUUCUUACCAUGCUCAUGAAAAUGAAUACCUGACAAGCCCAACAGAUGAUGCAUAUGGCAUGCCAAAGUACUCUGCUGGUCCCAAAAAUGAACCCCCCAAGGCACCACCUCCGAUAGAAGUGCCAGCACUCUCAUUAGAUGAAUUAAAAGAUAAGACUGAUAAUUUUGGAUCAAAGGCUUUGGUAGGUGAGGGAUCAUAUGGAAGAGUGUAUCUUGCAGUUUUGAACGAUGAGAAGCAGGUGGCCUUGAAAAAACUUGAUUCUUCAUCAGAGUCCGAGACCAAUGCUGAAUUUUUGGCUCAGGUUUCAGUGGUGUCGAGGUUGAAGCAUGAAAAUGUUGUAGAAAUGUUGGGGUAUUGUGUUGAAGGAAAUCUGCGAUUGUUGGCCUAUGAAUUUGCUACAAUGGGUUCUUUACAUGACAUCCUUCAUGGUAGAAAAGGAGUUCAAGGCGCACAACCUGGUCCCCCACUUGACUGGAUGCAGCGUGUCAGAAUUGCUGUUGAUGCUGCAAAGGGGCUCGAGUAUCUUCAUGAGAAGGUUCAGCCUUCUAUAAUACAUCGUGACAUCAGAUCGAGCAAUGUCCUUUUGUUCGAGGACUUUAAAGCAAAAAUUGCAGAUUUUAAUCUCCUAAAUCAGGCACCUGAUAUGGCUGCUCGUCUCCAUUCAACUCGUGUCCUUGGAACUUUUGGUUAUCAUGCACCAGAGUAUGCUAUGACAGGCCAGCUUACACAGAAAAGUGAUGUAUAUAGUUUUGGUGUUGUUCUUCUGGAGCUGCUGACUGGCAGGAAACCAGUUGACCACACAAUGCCCAGAGGGCAGCAAAGUCUGGUUACUUGGGCAACUCCUAGAUUGAGUGAGGAUAAGGUCAAACAAUGUAUAGAUCCAAGAAUGAAUGGAGAUUAUCCACCAAAGGCAGUUGCAAAGUUUGCUGCUGUGGCUGCUCUCUGCGUGCAAUACGAAGCUGAGUUUAGGCCUAAUAUGAGCAUUGUGGUCAAGGCACUGUCUCCACUUCUUCUAAGUAAACAAGUCGCUCCCCUUACAGCUUCAGAUGCCCCAUCUCUAGUUUCUUAAUGAUGCAGUGAUAAAUAUAUUCACAAAGUUUGGUUGAUUAUUUGGUUAUAUUCCUCGGGAGAUGUUCUUUUGUGGCAUCAUGUAUGUAAGCUGGCAUGUGUUCAUAUCUCUGUUUUCAUUGCAAAUUUGCUGUCUUGUGACUACAUUGGAUUAUAACUGUAAUCAAUUGUACGUCAUGUGCCAAACUCAAUAAGAUAUUUGUUUGAUCCAAA